GCUUUCCCCGCCCUUCUCAUCAGCCGGGAAGCCUGGACUGUGGGCUGGGGGAAGCCGCAGCCUCCCCUACCUGGCACCUACGGCCCCUGACCCCUAGGCACCUGCUCUGGGCCGUGGAGCCCCUUAAAACCAUCAGCAAAGCUCUAGAAGAUUGCAUCCUGGUACGUGAACAGAGCCAGAUUUCACACUGAGCAGCUGCAGACCGGGAAAUCACAGAAAGCACAAUCCGGCCUCAGAUUCCGAGGGGCCUGCUGGGGACUCUCUCCUCCUGCUCGGGAGGGAAGACCCUGAGGCCGCUAUCCCAGCCCAGGUCCUAGCUGCCAUGGAACUCUCAGCUGCCUCCCGCCGGCUGCCCUCUGCACUGCUAGGCAGAUAAGGGUGGUGCUGCCCCAGGAGCACCUGCGUUCCCCUGCCAGGCCAUCCUCCGUGGCCAGCCCUUCUACUUUAGGCCACCUGUGCUGACCCGGGGCCAUGUAGGCCGCACUCACGCCUCUGUGGAUAGACACACCGCUGGGGACACUGCCUCUGCUCUCUGGGGGACCCGCGUACCACCAUGCCCCAGGGAUUCGCCUGGCUCCACUAUCUCGGGAUCCUCCUCGGCGUGGCCUUGGGGAACCAGGGUCUGGAGGUGUGGCCUGAGACCCAGAGCAAGGAGUGCACCCUCACUGGCUUCCUGCGGGAAAAGCUGCAGUACAAGAGCCGCCUACAGUACAUGAAACACUUCUUCCCUGUCAACUACCAGGUCAGAGUGCCUUACGAGGGGGUGCUCAGAGUGGCCAACGUCACCAGGCUGCAGCGGGCCCAGGUGAGCCAGCAGGAGCUGCGUUACCUGUGGGUCUGGGUGAGUCUCAGUGCCACUGAGGCCGUGCAGAAGGUGCUGCUCGAACGCCACCCAUCCUGGAAGUACCUGCAGGAGGUACACACUCUGCUGGUGAAUGUCCAGCAAGGCCUCAGGGACGUGGAGGUCAGCCCCAAGGUGGAAGCGGUGCUGUCCCUUCUGAGUGCCCCGGAGAUGAGCCAGAAGCUGGUGCGGCCCAAAGCCCUGUUGGACAACUGCUUCCGAGUCCUGGACCUGCUGUACUGCUCUUGCUGCAAACAAAGCUCAGUCCUGAACUGGCGGGACUGCGAGGUGCCGAGCUCUCAGCGCCACAGCCCAGAGCCCCUGUCGCAGUGUCUGGCCGCCUAGCUGGCCCUCUGCCCGCCCGGCAGCCCCCGCCUCGCUGCCCUGCUCCUCAGAAUCCCUGGCUGGCACUGGCCACUGAAACUGCCGAGGGCACAGAGACCUCCCGCCCCCAGGCCUGUGUGGUCGGUGACUCGUGUGGGGCGCACAAGGAGCUCCCAGUUCCACUGGGCCAAGAUGUCCCUGGGUGGCGGUGGGGAACCCCCCUUGGGGGAGGAACCCCAGAACAGGUGUCUUUUCUCUCAGGGGGAAUCUGCUCCCCACCAUACCUCACAUGCUCUUACCUGGGGUGAUGAGGGCUUGGGGACACCCGGAGGUGGACGAGACAGAGGCCCCGGCCCCUCCGGGCACCGCCCAGGCUGCCUCCCCCGUCUGAAGGCCGGGCAGUGGCAGAGGCGAGAGCCACGCCAGGUGGGCGGGUGGGUGUGGAGGGCAGGACGCAGUCGGGCGGGGGAGAAGGCAGAGCCAAGCGCCAUAUCUUGCCACAGUGGAGUGGGUGCUCUUCCAGUUUAUUUUUUCUAUUAAACACCCACUUUAUUUCGUU
Messenger RNA from Phyllostomus discolor (pale spear-nosed bat), 1724 nucleotides. It is a transcript of the gene IL34, whose product is annotated as interleukin 34. Lineage: Eukaryota; Metazoa; Chordata; Mammalia; Chiroptera; Phyllostomidae. Bases 554 to 1186 code for a protein of 210 amino acids. The transcript is spliced from 7 exons. The record is from RefSeq and is a predicted model, not a curated record. Gene Ontology annotation, molecular function: cytokine activity; macrophage colony-stimulating factor receptor binding. Gene Ontology annotation, biological process: positive regulation of macrophage differentiation; positive regulation of protein phosphorylation; positive regulation of monocyte differentiation.